AGGAGAGGUGGCGCGUGCGCAGCGGGGCGGUGAGCGAGCUAAGAGGGGCAGCGCGUGCGCAGAGGGGCGGUGUGACUCAGGAGGGGGCGAUGGAAGCUAAGAGGAGCGGCGCGUGCGCGGAGAUGUGACUGGUGGGACCUGCGGCGGCUCCCAAAUGAUGGUCGCCCUCCUGGGCGCGACGACCCUAGUGCUCGUCGCCGUGGCGCCAUGGGUGUUGUCCGCAGCCGCAGGUGGAAAAAAUCUAAAAUCUCCUCAAAAAGUAGAGGUCGACAUCAUAGAUGACAACUUUAUCCUGAGGUGGAACAGGAGCGAUGAGUCUGUCGGGAAUGUGACUUUUUCAUUCGAUUAUCAAAAACCUGGGAUGGAUAAUUGGAUAAAAUUGCCUGGGUGUCAGAAUAUUACUAGUACCAAAUGCAACUUUUCUUCACUCAAGCUGAAUGUUUAUGAAGAAAUUAAAUUGCGUAUAAGAGCAGAAAAAGAAAACACUUCUUCGUGGUAUGAGGUUGACUCAUUUACACCAUUUCGCAAAGCUCAAAUUGGUCCUCCAGAAGUACAUUUAGAAGCUGAAGAUAAAGCAAUAGUGAUACACAUCUCUCCUGGAACAAAAGAUAGUGUUAUGUGGGCUUUGGAUGGUUUAAGCUUUACAUAUAGCUUAGUUAUCUGGAAAAACUCUUCAGGCGUAGAAGAAAGGAUUGAAAAUAUUUAUUCCAGACAUAAAAUUUAUAAACUCUCACCAGAGACUACUUAUUGUUUAAAAGUUAAAGCAGCACUACUUACGUCAUGGAAAAUUGGUGUCUAUAGUCCAGUACAUUGUAUAAAGACCACAGUUGAAAAUGAACUACCUCCACCAGAAAAUAUAGAAGUCAGUGUUCAAAAUCAGAACUAUGUUCUUAAAUGGGAUUAUACAUAUGCAAACAUGACCUUUCAAGUUCAGUGGCUCCACGCCUUUUUAAAAAGGAAUCCUGGAAACCAUUUGUAUAAAUGGAAACAAAUACCUGACUGUGAAAAUGUCAAAACUACCCAGUGUGUCUUUCCUCAAAACGUUUUCCAAAAAGGAAUUUACCUUCUCCGCGUACAAGCAUCUGAUGGAAAUAACACAUCUUUUUGGUCUGAAGAGAUAAAGUUUGAUACUGAAAUACAAGCUUUCCUACUUCCUCCAGUCUUUAACAUUAGAUCCUUUAGUGAUUCAUUCCAUAUCUAUAUCGGUGCUCCAAAACACUCUGGAAACAAGCCUGUGAUCCAGGAUUAUCCACUGAUUUAUGAAAUUAUUUUUUGGGAAAACACUUCAAAUGCUGAGAGAAAAAUUAUCGAGAAAAAAACUGAUGUUACUGUUCCUAAUUUGAAACCACUGACAGUGUAUUGUGUGAAAGCCAGAGCACACACCAUGGAUGAAAAGCUGAAGAAAAGCAGUGUUUUUAGUGACAUCGUGUGUGAGAAAACAAAACCAGGAAAUACCUCUAAAAUUUGGCUUAUAGUUGGAAUUUGUAUUGCAUUAUUUGCUCUCCCGUUUGUCAUUUAUGCUGCGAAAGUCUUCUUGAGAUGCAUCAAUUAUGUCUUCUUUCCAUCACUUAAACCUUCUUCCAAUAUAGAUGAGUAUUUCUCUGAACAGCCAUUGAAGAAUCUUCUGCUUUCAACUUCUGAGGAACAAAUCGAAAAAUGUUUUAUAAUUGAAAAUAUAAGCACAAUUGCUACAGUAGAAGAAACUAAUCAAACUGAUGAAGAUCAUAAAAAAUACAGUUCCCAAACUAGCCAAGAUUCGGGAAAUUAUUCUAAUGAAGAUGAAAGUGAAAGUAAAACAAGUGAAGAACUACAGCAGGACUUUGCGUGACUGGAAAUGAACUGUGUCAAGUAUAAGGUUUUUCUGCAGGAGUUACACUGGGAGCUGAGCUCCUCACCUUCCUCUCAGUAACUACAAAGAGGACAAUUCCCUGUUUGGGGGAAGAAAAAACAUCUUCAGAUCAAAGGUCCUAAAAAUACAGACAAGCUUUUAACUAUUUAAAAAUGAAAUUACAAGCCCAGGCGUGGUGGCUCACGCCUGUAAUCCCAGCACUUUGGGAGGCCGAGGCAGGCAGAUCACGAGGUCAAGAGAUUGAGACCAUCCUGGCCAACAUUUUCAAACCCCGUCUCUACUAAAAAUACAAAAAUUAGCUGGGUGUGGUGGCUCGUGCCUGUAGUCUCAGCUACUCAGGAGGCUGAGGCAGGAGAAUCACUUGAACCCAGGAGGCAGAGGUUGCAGUGAGCCGAGAUCAUGCCACUGCACUCCAGCCUGGCAACAGCGUGAGACUCUUUAAAAAAAAAAAAAGAAAAUAAAAAUUAAAAGAGUUGAGACAAACGUUUCCUACGUUCUUUUCCAUGUGUAAAAUCUUGAAAAAGCCUGUCAUCGGACUUGAAUUGGAUGAGAUGAGUCAGAUCAAAACAAUGGCCACCCGUCUUCCUCCUGUGAGCCUAAGUGCAGCUGUGCUAGCUGUGCACCGUGGCUACGGAUGACGUCUGUGUUCCUGUCCAUCACUGAUGCUGCUGGCUACUGCAUGUGCCACACCUGCCUGUUCGCCAUUCCUGACAUUCUGUUUCAUUCUUCCUCGGGGGAUAUUUCAAACAUUUGGUCUUUUCUUUUAACACUGAGGUUAGGCCCUUAGGAAAUUUAUUUAGGAAAGUCUGAACACGUUAUCACUUGGUUUUCUGGAAAGUAGCUUACCCUAGAAAUGCCAGAAAGAUGAUCCCUAAAAAUGUUGAGGGACUUCUGUUCAUUUAUCCCAAGAACAUUGGCUUCCACAUCACAGUAUCUACCCUUACAUGGUUUAGGAUUAAAGCCAGGCAAUCUUUUACUACACAUUAAGACUUCUGAUUCAAAACUUAUUAGAACAAUAGCUUCUGGCUGGAAUCUGCAAUCACUGAAGUCAUAGAAAAUAGGUAACUAUCUAAUUAGAGAAAUAAUUGUAUUUUAAGAUCUGAGAGUGUAUACAAGUUUUAAUAUACAUGCCAUGCCAGAAGAUAGUGUAUGCAAGAAGUCUUGGGACCAGAAAAUGGCAAUGAUAGGAGACUGACACAGAAGAAGAAUGCUUCCAUAGGAAAGAAGUCGCUGGCUUUGGUGCAAGAGGAAGAAAAUGUUCCACUGGGAGCCCGAGCGCCUAAUCAGCUCUCAGUGAUUAACCCACUCUGUUGUUAUGGGUGGUCUCUGUCACUUUGAAUACCAGGCUGGCUUCUCUGCACUGUCUAGCAGUAUUCAGAUACCCCUUCUGCUCAGCCUGCUUGGCGUUAAAAUACAAAUCAUUGAACUGAGGGAAAAAAUGUAACUAGGAAGAAAAACCUAAUUUAAGAAAUUACAUAAUGCUUUCCAAAGGCACCUACAACUUAUUUUUAAAUUACUUGCUACUGGGGAUUACCCAUGGAUAUCCUUAAUAGGCAGGAAGUCUGGGAAUUCUGGUGGCCUCUAGGGCAGUGUUCUCACAGCACAGUUCCUGCAGGGACCAAUGAAAGAGAAAAAGAGACAGCAUGCUGGGGAGCGGCCAUUGCUAAGGCCAGUCUGAUUUAAGUAGUCAUUUCUGCUGAAAAAAACAGAUGAUCCUGGUGGAAGAAAAGGUUGAAGGCAGCUGCCCUCAGGAGGGCUGUGAUGCUCAGCACAUCCUGGCACAUACACAUGUCUGCAGGCCACACCGUGCAUGUCCCCAGACCUGCCGCCUGGCUUCUGGAGUGCUUCAAGCAGAGCAUGGUGGGCCAUUGAAGAGACCCAGGAAUCUCCUCUGAGACCCACUCUCUGCUGGAGAACCCCACGGUAACACAUUUUCAUCUUUGACCAGAGGCUGUUUUUUGUUUUGUUUUGUUUUGAGACAGUCUCACUCUGUUGCCCAGGCUGGAGUGCAGUGGCUUGAUCUCGGCUCACUGCAACCUCCGCCUCCCGGGUUCAAGCAAUUCUUUGCCUCAGCCUCCAGAGUAGCUGGGAUUACAGGUGCCUGCCACCACACCCCACUAAUUUUUGUAUUUUUAGUAGAGACGGGGUUUCACCAUGUUGGCCAGGCUGGUCUUGGACUCCUGACCUCGUGCUCCACCCACCUUGGCCUCCCAAAGUGCUGGGAUUACAGGUGUGAGCCACAGUGCAUGACCAGCCUGACCUUUGGAAAAGCCUUGUCACUCUGGACUUUUGCAUCUUUGAAGAGGCGAUGGGAGCAUAUGAUGACUGCCUGCCACCAUUGCUUUUCACACUACCGCAACUCAAUGAUCCUGUCCAGGACUUCUGGCCCUGUGUUCACCACUGGGAAAACAUGCUUCAGACUGGGUAGCCUAAAAAGGAUCAAUGCCCUUGUAGGAUGUGGAGAAGGGAAAAUACAGACGUUAACAUUAAAAGACACCAGUGAAAUUGUUAGGUCUCUAGGAAGUUAGAGCACAAGGCUUCACGUUUUGAGACCAUCUGUGGUUUUCAGUGAACAAGCACUGAGCACCGCAGCAAAAAAACAAAAAACAAAAAAAAACCUCGUUUUUAGCUCGUCUUCUAGACAUGAAAAGGCAGUUGCAUUCCACUCUGCAUUAUGUUCUACAUGUUGCUUUAUCAGCAUAUGCUUAGCUGUAAGUGACAAGUAUUUUUUCUGAACAGAAGUUUACUUAGAAAUACCAUGGACUUGGGGGUGCCACAUAACUGCCUCAAAAUUAGCAUAUUGAUAGUUCUUGGAGAGACCAGGUAUAAUCUAAGAAUUUAUAUGAAAGAUUUGUAUCAUUAGAGCCAGAAAUAAUUUUAUAUUAAUAUAUAAUACAGAUUAACAUUAUAUAUAAUAUGUACCUGUGUAACUUCUGACAUGAGCCUGUAAACAUAUUCAUAUAUGUACCUGCACAUGUACCCACAUGAUGUGGGUCUUAUUUCUUUAGUAUGGACUUAAAGUACUUACUCAUAUAGCUUGUAACUAAAAAUUAGAACAGCUCCCUAGAAUUGCGAACUUUUUAAGAGUCUGACCAGAAAUUUGCAACUUAUAAAAAAGUUACUUUUAAAAAUAUAAGUUAGGGCUAGGCACUGUGGCUCAUGCCUAUAAUCUCAGCACUUUUGGGAGGCCAAGACAGGAGGAUCACUUCAGGCCAGGAGUUCAAGACCAACCAACCUGGGUAACAUGGCCAGACCCCAUCUCUAUUUAUAUAUAUAUAUAAAACUUAGAGUUUGUAUCUUCCCCUAAAAGAGGCCGUGAUAUUUGCAGCAGCCUCAAAUUGCUCUUAAGGGGUUUGGGUGUGCAGAAGCUUUCCUUUCCCUACCCAGUAACCAUGUGACUACCUAACAUGUUGUGUAUUGAUUUAUUUUGUUUGCUGUCUGUCUCCCCUGCCCCACUGCUAGAACAGAGGCUUCAAGAGAACAGGGACUUUAUUAUUCAUUACUGCAUCCCCAGUAAUGAAGGUACUUAGAAAAUAAUUAUUGAAUGAAUGAAAUCUAAACUGUGAACCUGAGGGUGUUUGUGGCAGUGUUUGUUUUACUGAAUUGUAGAAGGACAUAACCGUGUUUUCAGUGUUUCUAUGGAACAAACUUGUACGUUUUAUUUCACUUGUGUUUUGUCUUAAACCCUACUGCUGGAAACAAUUUUGUAUAAUAAGCAAUGGGCCCAAAAGUCUAGGGGUUUUUUUGUACUUAGUGAAUUUGUAUGCAACAGAGGUGCUGCAUCUGAUGCCUUUAAAAGGAAUUCAUCAUGGAAGGGCUGAGGCCUGUGCUUGGUGUUCAAGAGCCCAGGAUUGAGCAUCCUGAAGGAGCCACUGCAGCCGUCACUGUCCCCAGAGCCUGUGGAGAUGGAGUCCGUUUGCUGCUUUUUCUUCCCGCUCUUAAGACAUGGCUGGAGCACAGUCUUCAUUGAACGUAAGUUUGCUGUGGUACUGCAUAGCCUUGCUUUCUUGAACUAAACUGUUUGCCCUUCACAGUAUUUCUUCUGUCAGGAUUAGUUCGUUCCAAGGAGGCUGUUAGUCUCACAGAUAAGUAGAUCUCUCCUGCCAUCUGGACACAUUUCACUCAGAAAUUGAAUACAAUUUGUAUUCAGGCUGGGAACCUGAACACACACUUCUGUUUUUAAGCUUCCCUUUUUUACAGUGGACAAGGACACAAAAAAUAAAUCAUCCCUAAUGCCCAA
This is a messenger RNA of Nomascus leucogenys (northern white-cheeked gibbon), 6089 nucleotides long. It is a transcript of the gene IFNAR1, whose product is annotated as interferon alpha and beta receptor subunit 1. The record is from RefSeq and is a predicted model, not a curated record. Lineage: Eukaryota; Metazoa; Chordata; Mammalia; Primates; Hylobatidae. Gene Ontology annotation, molecular function: protein binding; interferon receptor activity. Gene Ontology annotation, biological process: cytokine-mediated signaling pathway.